AUGGCGACCCGUCAACAUCAAAACCCCUCUCCCCCCCCCGAGACUGCGCGCAUUCGUCUCUCUCACCUCUCCUCGCACAUCAUGGGUUCCCCUAACCCGUCUGUUUUCACUGCUUCGAGGGUGGCUGCGGCCCCCGAAGAUCCUCUCUUUGGUUUGGCCAAGGCCUAUCGCGAAGAUCCCUCUGAUAAGAAGAUCGAUCUGGGCAUUGGUGCUUAUCGUGACAAUAACGCGAAACCUUGGAUUUUACCGGUCGUCAAGAAGGCCGAUGACGCCAUUCACAACGACCCCAACCUCAAUCACGAAUACCUCGCCAUCGGAGGAUUGCCUGAUCUGACAGCUGCAGCCCAGAAGCUAGUUGUGGGCGCGGAGAGCCCCGCGAUUCGCGAAAAACGGAUCUGCACCCUGCAAACCAUCUCGGGUACCGGCGCCGUCCACCUAGGUGGUCUUUUCCUCUCCAAAUUCCAUCCCUUGAAGCCCACCAUCUACCUCUCCGACCCAACGUGGGCCAACCACAACCAGAUCUUCACCAAUGUCGGUCUGAACAUUGCCAAAUACCCAUACUUCUCCGCCAAGACCAAGGGUCUUGACUUUGACGGCAUGGUGCAGGCGCUGCAGGCAGCUCCCACCGGCUCCGUCGUCGUCCUGCACGCCUGCGCCCACAACCCAACGGGUGUCGACCCCACCCAAGAACAAUGGCGCGCCAUCGCCGCCGUCAUGCGCGAGCGCAACCAGUUCCCCUUCUUCGACACCGCAUACCAGGGCUUUGCCUCCGGUGACCUGAAUCGCGAUGCCUGGGCCAUCCGCUACUUUGUCGAACAGGGCUUCGAGAUGUGCGUCGCUCAGUCCUUUGCCAAGAAUUUCGGUCUCUACGGUGAGCGCACUGGCGCUUUCCAUUUCGUCUCAGCCCCUGGCUCCGAUGCCUCCGAGGCCAACGCCCACAUCGCUAGUCAAUUAGCUAUCCUACAGCGCUCGGAGAUUUCCAACCCACCUGCCUACGGUGCCCGGAUUGCUAGCCGUAUCUUGAAUGAUCCUGUUCUCUUUGCCCAGUGGGAAGAGGACCUGCGGACUAUGAGCGGUCGCAUUCAGGAGAUGCGUCGUGGUCUGCGCGAGCGCCUGGAGGCGCGUGGGACACCUGGUACCUGGGAUCACAUUACUAGCCAAAUCGGCAUGUUCAGUUUCACCGGACUGAACGAGGCCCAGGUGCAAACCCUGCGCUCCAAGUGGCAUGUUUACAUGACCAAAAACGGUCGGAUAUCGAUGGCAGGCUUGAACACGAAUAACAUAGAUUACUUUGCGGAGGCUGUGGACAGUGUUGUUCGUCAGACUUCGCUUCGAAAUGAACUUGUAUACCGGGUCUCUUCAUCCACUAUUUCGACUGACAUGAGGACAAACAACCUUGCAAAGAAGGAUGUUUCACGCAGGAAAGCGGCGUUGCUGGUCUUCGUAUACCAGUAG
Molecule: messenger RNA, 1455 nt
Organism: Penicillium chermesinum
Lineage: Eukaryota; Fungi; Ascomycota; Eurotiomycetes; Eurotiales; Aspergillaceae
Product: aspartate aminotransferase
Exons: 6
Coding region: 1-1455 (484 amino acids)
Biological process (GO): L-aspartate biosynthetic process
Cellular component (GO): cytosol
Molecular function (GO): L-aspartate:2-oxoglutarate transaminase activity; pyridoxal phosphate binding
Source: RefSeq, a predicted model, not a curated record